Messenger RNA from Eupeodes corollae, 2791 nucleotides. It is a transcript of the gene Wnt2, whose product is annotated as protein Wnt-2. The record is from RefSeq and is a predicted model, not a curated record. Bases 1400 to 2473 code for a protein of 357 amino acids. Lineage: Eukaryota; Metazoa; Arthropoda; Insecta; Diptera; Syrphidae. Gene Ontology annotation, cellular component: extracellular region. Gene Ontology annotation, molecular function: cytokine activity; frizzled binding. Gene Ontology annotation, biological process: cell fate commitment; canonical Wnt signaling pathway; positive regulation of JNK cascade. The transcript has 5 exons.
GAGCUAGUAGUUCCAUUCCAUCGUACAUGGUUUGGAUGCAAGCUACAUAUACAACAUCAUAACCCCGGCUCUGGCUCAGGCUCAGGCACAGGCUCAAGCAUAAGCACAAUCACAGGCAGAGGUUCAGCAAAGACCUCUCGCGCACAUCACAGAGCAUCAGAAGCAGCAGCAGGCCAGCAGGCAGCAAGCAGCAAGCAGCGCCAAACCUUUCGGGUUUUCUUUUAUUUUUUCGUACUAACUUCACUAACUAACUACCACCGUUCGUUGAAUCUUUGGUCCAGUUCUGAUUCGACUACCGACUCGGAAGGUUGCUCUCUCUCUUUCUUUUUUGUUUUUCUCUACAUAAAUACGCUUUCGGAAGAGGCAACAUCGUUUUUAUUUUUCUUUCCGAGAUUAAAAAUUUCAAAUAAAAAAAACUAUCUACUAGAUACGUAUCCAAAUGUUGACACACUCUAACCUGUAACUUUACCUUUUAUUAUAUAGUCGACGACGAAGUCGACUACUUCGGAAAAUAUACGACUCAUAUAAGACUAAGUGCCAGGGAUACACCACCGUCCACCACCGCACCGGGGCUCCGGAUCAGUGAAGUAAAAUAAGGCGAAUAAGAAGAAGAGUGUACCUUGCGCCAAGGUUUCCCUAGAGAGAUCGGAAUCUCGUUUUCUGCUCCAUAGCACAUUAUUUAACUCACAUCACACACAAAAAGAAGAUAUUUCGUGUUUUGUUUUUAAUUUUUUGUUUUCUUAAAUUUUUUUUUAAAGUUAGUUAAGUUUGUAGAAGAAGUUUGAAAAGAAAGAAGAGGCUAUGAGAAAUUCCUCGGUUCCCAAAUGAGAACCCAUUAAGAAAAAAAAAAAACAAAUGGUAAUCUAUUUGAACCUUAAGGAAUUUUUGGGCUACGGUACGGAAACGUGAUACGCGGUCGCGCGCUUGCGCACAAAAACAGAAGCUUCAAAGUUGAAUUCUUUUUAAGUAGUUGUUGUGUUUUUGUAGAAGGAGUGAACUUGUUAAAAAAAGGGCAAAGAAUCCCAAAACGAAAUUUGUACAAACCCAUCAAAAGCUUCCAAGAAAUUCCCUUUUCCAUUGUUCUUGACCUGUCAUCGAAGUUUUCCUAUAAAAUAAGUUCGACUUUUAGUUUUUCUCUUCAAAAUUAAUUGAGAAAUUUAAAAGAUAAAUAAUAAAUUAAAAAAUCAAAUAAAUAAAAAUAAAAAUGGAAAUUUAAAUUUUUAGUGAAAAAGUGUGAAGAAAUCGUUGAUUUUUUUGAAAAAAUGUUUCAACUGACACCGCAACCGACAGUGACAACAAAAACAACAACAAACCUUUCAACUGCAACCGAAAUCUCAACGACGACGACGACUUAUUCAGGAGCGCCCAAAUAAUACACAAAAUCACCGUCAUCUCAGAAAUGUUGACUUUUCGUAACCGGCCGAUACUUUUCUUACUGUGGAUUAUGAAAAUCAGUUUAGUCUCAAAUUUUACAUCAUCAAUUAUCUGCUCCCGAAUACCUGGCCUAACGCCCGUCCAACGACAAUUGUGCAGUGAAUCUCCCGACGCCCUAAUAGCCCUCGGAGCCGGCCAUCAACAAGGUGCUCAAGAAUGUCAACACCAAUUCAGAGGUCAUCGUUGGAACUGUACAGAUGUGUGGCAAAAAGACGUCUUUGGUCAUCUUAUGUUUGUAGGAUCUCCAGAAGCUGCAUUUACCUAUGCGAUAGCUAGUGCUGGAGCAGCACAUGCUGUAACAGCGGCAUGUGCUCGGGGCAAUAUCUCGCUUUGCGGAUGUGACAUGAAUCAGAGGCCAAGUGUGAGUGAUAGCAGAAGGAGUGCCAGCAGUCAGGGAAUAGCCACAGAACAGCCCUGGAAAUGGGGUGGAUGUUCGGCGGAUAUUGAGUUCGGAAUAAAAUUCACACGGAAGUUUCUCGACGCGCGGGAGAUCGAAAACGAUGCUAGAAGUUUGAUGAAUCUUCACAAUAAUAGAGCGGGGAGAAAGAUUGUGAAAAAUCUUCUAAAAACCGAAUGUAAAUGCCACGGAGUGAGUGGAUCGUGCGCCAUGAAGACAUGCUGGAAGAGUCUUCCGACAUUUCGAGUGGUGGGGGAUGCGCUUAUGAAGCGUUACAAAAAAGCCAAAAUGGUUCAGGCCGUUAAGGGCAAACGCGGACUGACUUUAGUUUUAAGCAAAAAAUACAGAUUAGGAAGCACUCAAAAGAAACACCAGUAUCCAAAACGCAUGGAACUGGUUUAUAUUCAAACGUCACCAAAUUAUUGCGAACGCAAUAUUGACUUGGGGUCACUGGGCACCGUGGGCCGUAAUUGUAAUCGGACAAGCACAGGGACGCAAAGCUGUGAUCUAUUAUGCUGCGGGCGCGGCUAUAAUACCCACCAAAUAAAUCGAACUUCUCAGUGCCGGUGCAAGUUUCAGUGGUGCUGUCAAGUUCAGUGUGACAUUUGUAACGAAAUGUUCGAAGAGUAUACUUGUAAAUAAAGUUUUAGUAAUUUUUUUUUAAUUUUUUGUUUUUUUUUGUUUAUUUUACAAAAUAUAGUUUUAUGAAGCUUUUAUUAAAUUUAUUAAGCAUGAUGAUUACGAGUAUGUAUAAUGUAUAUGUAUGAUGGACGCAAAAUAUUUAUAUUAUUGUUUUUAGUGUUUUUAUUUUCUAUUUUCAAACAUAAUGUAUUAUAGUUUAAAAACUAAUUUAAAUUAAAAAAAAAGAAAAACAAAACGAAAAUUAUGUAAAAUAUUAUAAAAUAAAUAAUAAUUGUAAUAUUAAUUUGUACUUAUUAAAUAAUAAUUGUUUAAAAAUGA